Lagenorhynchus albirostris (white-beaked dolphin) is the source of this 1092-nucleotide messenger RNA. RefSeq names its product testis specific serine kinase 2 (gene TSSK2). Lineage: Eukaryota; Metazoa; Chordata; Mammalia; Artiodactyla; Delphinidae. The record is from RefSeq and is a predicted model, not a curated record. Gene Ontology annotation, molecular function: protein serine/threonine kinase activity; ATP binding. Gene Ontology annotation, biological process: protein phosphorylation; intracellular signal transduction; cellular response to glucose starvation.
AUGGAUGAUGCCGCAGUCCUAAGGAAGAAGGGUUACAUCGUGGGCAUCAACCUGGGCAAGGGCUCAUACGCAAAAGUCAAAUCCGCCUACUCCGAGCGCCUCAAGUUCAACGUGGCCGUCAAGAUCAUCGACCGCAAGAAGACUCCCAUGGACUUUGUGGAGAGAUUUCUUCCCCGGGAGAUGGACAUCCUGGCGACCGUCAACCACCACUCCAUCAUCAAGACCUACGAGAUCUUUGAGACCUGCGACGGCCGUAUCUACAUCAUCAUGGAGCUCGGAGUUCAGGGCGACCUACUCGAGUUCAUCAAGUGCCGGGGGGCCCUGCACGAGGACGUGGCACGCAAGAUGUUCUGGCAGCUGUCCUCAGCCGUCAAGUACUGCCACAACCUGGACGUCGUCCACCGAGACCUCAAGUGUGAGAACCUUCUCCUUGACAAGGACUUCAACAUCAAGCUGUCAGACUUCGGCUUCUCCAAGCGCUGCCUGCGGGACAGCAGUGGGCGCAUCAUCCUCAGCAAGACCUUCUGUGGGUCGGCGGCGUACGCGGCCCCCGAGGUGUUGCAGGGCAUCCCCUACCAGCCCAAGGUGUAUGACAUCUGGAGCCUGGGCGUGAUCCUCUACAUCAUGGUCUGUGGCUCCAUGCCCUAUGAUGACUCGGACAUCAAGAAGAUGCUGCGCAUCCAGAAGGAGCAUCGCGUCAACUUCCCGUGCUCCAAGAACCUGACAGGCGAGUGCAAGGACCUUAUCUACCGCAUCCUGCAGCCGGACGUCAACCGGCGGCUGUGCAUCGACGAGAUCCUCAGCCACUCAUGGCUGCAGUCCCCCAAGCCCAAAACCGUGUCUUUGGCCUCCUUCAAGAGGGAGGGUGAAGGCAAGUACCGGGCUGAAUGCAAACUGGACACCCAGCUGGGCUCGCGGCCCGAGCACUGGCCUGAGCACCAGUUCGACCACAAGCUGGGGGCCAAGACCCAGCACCAGCUGCUGGUGGUGCCCGAGAACGUGGACAGGAUGGAGGACCGGCUGGCUGAGACCUCCAGGGCGAAGGACCAUCACCACGUCUCCGGAGCCGAGGUGGGGAAGGCGAGCACCUAG